Molecule: messenger RNA, 1828 nt
Organism: Acipenser ruthenus (sterlet)
Lineage: Eukaryota; Metazoa; Chordata; Actinopteri; Acipenseriformes; Acipenseridae
Product: protein odd-skipped-related 1
Exons: 3
Coding region: 302-1069 (255 amino acids)
Biological process (GO): embryo development; urogenital system development; regulation of transcription by RNA polymerase II
Cellular component (GO): nucleus
Molecular function (GO): RNA polymerase II transcription regulatory region sequence-specific DNA binding; DNA-binding transcription factor activity, RNA polymerase II-specific
Source: RefSeq, a predicted model, not a curated record
ACAGAGACCACAGACCAGUGUGAGAAAGAAGUCUUACAGAAUCACAACCAGGCAUUACCCAUUCACUUUCAAAACAACUGAAUACAACUGUCAACAAACUCCAGUCAGAAAUAAAGACGUUUUUGUUCAUUAAAUCAGGACAUGCGAACAACUGCAUGCGCCUCUCCAAAACAGCAAUUUACUUUAUCCACGCUCCACAGUGAAACUUUCAUCUCUGACAUCGUCGGACAAGCUGACCAGACCAGAGGUAAUCUACAACCUGCCAGACUCGCCUUUAAGUGUAUCAUCGCUGGUGUUCAUCAUGGGAAGCAAGACUCUUGCUGCACCUGUUCCCAUUCAUCCAUCUUUACAACUGGCCAACUACUCUCUUUUGCAAGCUUCCAGUGGGUUUCGACUGCCAUCCGACCAGCUACCAGACAUCUAUGGCUUUAGUGCCCUUCAAGCUGUCCAUCUCCACCACUGGACCCUCGGAUACCCUCCAAUGGGGCUACCUCGCUCUUCCUUCUCCAAAAUCCCUGCUCUGGUGGAUGGCAGGUUCCAGUUACCUGCCAUUCCAAUCUUCCCCCACAUCAUCCAGCCAAAACAAGAUGCCACCAACCUGCCAGCCAAAACCAAGCCUAGGUUUGAUUUUGCCAACCUGGCGGUAGCUGCCACCCAAGAGGACCAUUACACUUCUAAGGCAGAAGAUCUGAGCUCCCCUCCGGCCAUCAGCUCCUUUCUUGACAUAACAAAGCUGUCGCCGGAAAGGAAACCUAGCAGAGGAAGGUUGCCUUCAAAAACCAAAAAGGAAUUUGUUUGUAAAUUCUGUGGGAGGCACUUUACCAAAUCGUAUAAUCUUCUAAUUCAUGAAAGAACGCAUACUGACGAGAGACCAUACAUAUGUGACAUUUGCCAUAAAGCUUUCAGGAGGCAAGAUCAUCUCAGAGAUCACAGGUAUAUCCAUUCCAAAGAAAAGCCCUUCAAGUGUCAGGAAUGUGGGAAAGGAUUUUGCCAAUCCAGGACACUGGCUGUCCACAAAACACUGCACAUGCAGGUCAAGGAGCUCAAACCUUCAAAGAUAAAAUGCUAGAAGGACUUCUGCGAAGUGAUAACAUAUAAAAGUGAUAAGGGUGCACUGGAAAAGAAAAUGCUCAAAAUGAAAUGUUUGUGUGCAAGAGCACAACAGAAAUGUGGUGGUGACAAAGGAGAGCCAUCAACUCAAAUCAUUGUAAAAGACAACAGUCUUCAUUCUGAGGAGCAGCUGCACCGCCUGAACAUGGAUGCCUAAAAGCAACCUGGAAAGUUGCCUUCUAAAAACAAAAAAAGCCAUAAUUUAUGACUAGACUCAUGUAACGCGAUUGUAAAUCUUGGACUAAGACUACACUUAAAACGUUUGAUGAAAGGAAUGCUUUUGCCUCAGAUAAAGUUUAUUUAGGACAUACAAACUUCAUUUAAUGGACACAAGAACUUUAUGAACCUUAUCAGUCUUGUGUAAUGGGCUGCAACUGUAAGCGACCAGCAGAAUAAAUCUGUGGAAUGUGAUCUCACUCCUCCAGAAGUUUCAUGGGCUACAGGCUUUUACCAAACUCUGUAACUGAGCCUGAGAAAGCCACGGGCGACUAAAAAAAAAAAUGCUAUGCUAUGCUAUGCUCAGUGCAGUGUUUCAUUUUAAAGUGGUAAAACUGUCCGAAUCAAGGACACCUACCAUUUUAUAGAAUACAUUGUUUUUGUACAGAUUAUUUGUUAAAACUGUUAUUUGGCACUUUACGCUGGUUAUUGAUUAUUUACAUAUAUAUCACUGGAUUUCCUAAACUUAUUUUUAAAUAAAUAGUCAUUUUAUAAACAAAAA